AUGCUCCAAGGUCUCCUCAUCUUACUUUGCCUGGCUUUCACCCAAGCUAAUCCCUCUCCUGAUCCCAGUUUGGCUGCCUUUUUGAGCGAUGUGAACCUGCAGCUAUCCAUGAUAUACGAUCAGGAACAGUUGGCUUUUCUACAAAAUGAGCUGCAUGGACCCAACAACCUGAUCGCCUUGCUGCAGGCCGAGUUGGCCCACGAAAAGCUGCUUAACUUCCUCGGAAGUAUCAGCAAGCGCGUGGCCAAGUUCAAGCGUCUGCGCUUAGGUGAUGCACUGCAGCGACGUCAGCUGCAGCGCGUGCCACAGCUGGGCUAUGAGGCACUCAGUGGUGCGGAGGUGGUUCAGAUUUAUGAGCUGGCCGCCAACAUGAGCGACAGCUAUGAGAAUGUCCAGCUGUGCGCCUAUGGGCAACCACUAAACUGCACACUGCGGCUCAUACCGGAUGUGCAGCGCGUGGUGCAGCAGAGUCGGAACCUGGAGGAGAUUGAGUACUAUUGGCUGGAGUGGCGCCGCCGCACGGGCUUGGCCACACGCCAGCAGUUCGUCCACUUUAUGGAGCUGUACAAGAAGACGGCCAAGGCGAAUGGUUUUAGUCAAGCUCAGGAUUAUUGGUUCCAUCAGCUGGAGCUUACCGGACAGCAGGCGAUGGGUCUGCUGAACGAAUUGAUGUCUACGCUAGAACCACUUUUCCUGCAAUUCCAUGCACAUGUGCGUGGUUCGUUGAGGAAGAUGCAUGGAGAGCAGCUGGUGCCGCAUGGACGUGCGUAUCCGCAGCAUUUGGCGGAGGUUUUUCUGGGCAAUGCCUACAGAAGUGCACGCGCAGAUUGGUUUGUGGACAUACCUGCGCCGGAAGCUGGUUUGCCCAAUAUCACGGAGGCAUUGCAGCGACGUGGUCUGAGCACCACACAGCGCGUUUUCUGGAAUGUGGCGGAGUAUUAUCGUGGUUUGGGUCUAACUCAAUUGGAGAGUUCUCUUUGGACCAAUGCCCAGCCUGUGGCCAGCCACAAUGAGGACAGCUGCUGGCACAAGGCGUGGCAAUUUCACACGAUGCCCUCGAAUAACUUCAGCUACUGCCCGCUGUCCGACGAGGAGCGCUUUUUCAAUAUGUUUGAGGCACAGUUUGAGCUGCAUUAUUUUCGUGCCGCCGCAGCGCAACCAACGCUGUUGCGUGAAGAGCCGUUUCCCAAUUUCAGGGAUGCGAUGGGCAAAUCCUUCGCUCUGGCCGCCGCUUCCCCGCGCUAUCUGCGCAAGCUGGGCCUGCUGCGGGAUGCGAAGUGGAGCGGCCUGCCCGCUCGCCUGAAUCGAUUGUAUUUGCAGGGUUUGCGUGUGGUUUUUCUGCUGCCCGUUUUCUACGUGCUGGAUCGCUAUCGGGUGGAGGUGCUCAGCGGGCACAUCAAGGCCGACGACAACGAAGCCUAUUGGCGGCUCACGGAGCGAUAUACAGGCGCUGUGCCGCCGCGCAGACGCAGCAACGAACACUUCGAUGUGCCCGCCAAGCUGCUGCUGGAGGUGGAUGAUCAAUAUACCAGCCAAUUCUUCAGCACCGUGCUGCAGUUUCAGAUCUACAAAAACUUCUGCACCAGCACCGGUCAGUAUGUGGAGGACUCUGCGGAUAAGCCUUUGGAUCUGUGCGAUCUUUCUGAUCAGCGUGAGAUAGGAACCAUUCUGAAGCACACCAUGUCCUUGGGCUCGUCGCUGCACUACAAAGAGGUGCUGCAGCAGCUGCUGGGCACUGCCGAACUAAGCAUGGAUGGACUUUUGACCUAUUUUAAGCCUCUGCAGGAUUGGCUGACACAGCAAAAUCGUGAUAAUGAUUUGGAAGUGGGUUGGCUACCAAAUUAA
This is a messenger RNA of Drosophila novamexicana, 1845 nucleotides long. It is a transcript of the gene Ance-2, whose product is annotated as angiotensin-converting enzyme. Gene Ontology annotation, molecular function: peptidyl-dipeptidase activity; metallopeptidase activity. The transcript is spliced from 4 exons. Gene Ontology annotation, biological process: proteolysis. The record is from RefSeq and is a predicted model, not a curated record. NCBI's taxonomy places the organism in Eukaryota, Metazoa, Arthropoda, Insecta, Diptera, Drosophilidae. The coding region runs from base 1 to 1845 and encodes 614 amino acids. Gene Ontology annotation, cellular component: plasma membrane.